Molecule: messenger RNA, 999 nt
Organism: Lodderomyces margitis
Lineage: Eukaryota; Fungi; Ascomycota; Pichiomycetes; Serinales; Debaryomycetaceae
Exons: 2
Coding region: 1-999 (332 amino acids)
Biological process (GO): transcription elongation by RNA polymerase II; post-transcriptional tethering of RNA polymerase II gene DNA at nuclear periphery; poly(A)+ mRNA export from nucleus
Cellular component (GO): transcription export complex 2
Molecular function (GO): RNA binding; double-stranded DNA binding
Source: RefSeq, a predicted model, not a curated record
AUGAGUGUGUCACAACUUGUCGCCGAGAUAAACCAAACGUACCAAGCAAACAAGCAAAAGAAGUAUGAAACUUUGACUAAACUACUAUCGGUGAACCCAGCAGAGAACGGCUAUAUAUCAUCGAUUUAUAACAGUACCACCAAUCCAUCAACACCUCAAACAUCAUACGACGACGAUUGGCCAGCAUUUGCCUCAGUUGUGUCUAGCUUUGUUAAACUUUGCACUGAGAUAGACCCAUGGUCUGUCUUACAAUCGUUUGAUUUAUUUACAACAUAUCUCAACGAUUUAUCCAUUGCAUUCAACAACAACAACUAUGGUUGGCUUUUAUCAGGUGUCAUCAAAUCAACAAUUGGGUUGGUAACACCAUGGGCAUUACAAUUGGAUACACAAAUGUUUUUCAAAGAGCAUGGCGGUAAAUAUCGGUUAAAUUACAUUGCUAGUGUGAUUUUGAAAAUCUUCAACAAUAUUCGUAUAAAUGAUUCAAACGUGUACAAGAAAUCAAUCAUACUAUAUUUGGGAAAUAAGCUUUGUUUCAUCUACUGGAAAUUGGAUAAUCCCUUGCUUUGUCGCAAUAUUUUUAGUAACAUGAAUAACACCAGUUUACAAUUGACCGAUUUUCCCAUAACGGAACAAUUAAAGUAUCGAUACUAUCUUGCCCGUUAUUAUUUUAUCAAAUACGAAUUGAUUGAAAGUUUUGAACUAUUGAAAUGGUGCUUAACUAGAACCAAUAGUGGGAAGAAUCAACAAUUGAUACUUGAACUAUUUGUUCCUAUAAGUUUGGUUAUUGGUAAAACCCCCAAUUUUACCAAUUUGAAACAAUCACAGGCGAAUAACCAAUACGUGGUGAAAUUUUUAUCCAUCCCUUGUGCAACAGAAUUACCAAUAUUUGAAAAGCAAAAAUUUGUUGCUUUUAAUGAACAAGAUGGAGAUUUUGAUUUAUCGCAAUUUGGUGAAAAAUUGUUGGAAAAUCUUGGGGAGGCAAACUACAUUAAACUAUAA